AUGGACAAGGAGAUCAGCGAGAUGAAGCUGCCUGUCAACGCCAGGGCCCGCAUCAUGGCAGAGGAAUUCCUCAAGAAUCUCCCCGGGGCCCGCGGAAGGCCUGGGCGGGGGCACGGAACGCGCCAGGCCGUUGUGCGCCCGGGCUCCUCGUGGGGCGGCACAGCAACCGCUAACAGAGAGGGCGGUCCCGACGCUCCUGACAGCGCCAAACAGCAGCAGUCAGUCAACAUGGAGCUGCUGAAGAAAGCCAGAGAGCAUGUGGAGGAGGCUGUCAAAGGUGGGGCCCAAUUACACACAUACCCCCCACAACAUUCCAUGAACAUGUGUCUAUUGCAUUUAUGGCUGACCACUCGUGUCCCUCCCCAGGAGAAGAAGAUCUUCUCAAUACAGGGCCCCUACCCUGUGAUCUGCAAGCUGCUGCGGGCACGAGGCUGGGUGGAGAAGAAAUUCUCCAACACUAUCAGGGUGGGCACCCGUGGAGGGCAGCAGAAGGACACCAAAAAGCUGCUGGAGGAGGAAGAGGAGGAGGAGGAGGAGGACGGUGGUGGUGCUGAGAAGCAGUGGGAGGCAGCGUUCCACCCAGAGCCAGGGUCAGCAUCCUGUUCAGCUCAGCCCUUGGUGGAGAUCCCAGAGCUUCUUGAGAAGGAGGAGGAAGAGCAGAAGAAGGUCCAGUGGUAUGCUGAGGACCCCGAAGGCAUCCACAACGUGAUGUCCUCCAUGGUGCGAGACCAGAUGCCGACUUUCAUCUGGACGAGCCGGUGCAAUGCUAUAGACUAUCGGCAGCUGCAGGAGGACCAGGUGGUGAAUCACUUUGCUGGCAUUGGAGGCUUCACCACCAAGGAGGGGCUGUGUGCCAACCUCCAAAACCUGCCCUGGUUCCACCAAGCGGAUCCCACCACAUUCUUCCCACGGUGCUACCGCCUGGGGGCUGAGGACGAGCGACAAGCCUUCAUCGGGGAUUUCCGCCUGACGGCAGCUCGCAGCCUGAUCAAACUGGCUGCAGAGAAGGCUGAGGACAUGCCAGGGGUGGCGGAGCAACCUGGCAAGGGGGCAGCAGGUCCAGCACCAACAUCGCCCCCCGAGCUGCUGGAGGCCGCACUGCAGAUAUGCAGGGUGCAGCUAGACAGGCUGGAGCACCGCGACAUUGACCGAGCCUCCCCGAUGCUCCGUGUCACUGACGCCGACUGGGACUGCUUCCUGCAGGAGUACUACCGCGUGGUGCACGAGAAGGCCAGGCUGGCACCCAGCGUCCUGCAGCGGGAUCAGUGCAGGGCCCUGCUGCAGAAGCUGCAGGCACGGCUGCCCCAGCUCGGCAUGGAGGGUGUCCGUAAUCUGUGGAUAAUCAAGCCUGGAGCCAAGUCCCGCGGUAGAGGCAUCACCUGCUCAGCAAGGCUGGAGGAGGUGCUGGAGCUGGCAGAGAAAUGCACGGCACCCUCAGUGCAGCCGGGACAAUGGGUGGCGCAAAAAUACGUGGAGCGGCCGCUGCUCAUCUUGGGCACCAAAUGUGACCUGCGACAAUGGCUCCUAGUGACCAACUGGAACCCGCUCACUAUCUGGUUCUACCGGGACAGCUACGUGCGCUUCUGCUCCCGGCCCUUCUCUCUGCAUCGCCUGCACCCCUCCCGGCACCUCUGCAAUGUGUCCAUCCAGAAGCAGUGGAGGAUGGCUAGGGGCCAGCAUCCCAAACUGCCCCGCGACCUGAUCUGGUCCAGCCAGCAGUUCCGGCUCUAUCUGCAGGAAGCGGGGCAUGCGGACGCCUGGGAGAAGGUGAUCGUCCCUGGCAUGAAGGAGGCGGUGGUGGCUGCUCUGUGCAGCGCCCAGGAGCUGGUGGGGGCCCGCAAGGGCAGCUUUGAGCUUUACGGAGCAGACUUCAUGUUUGGGGAGGAUUGCAAGCCCUGGCUGCUGGAAAUCAACGCCAGUCCCACCAUGGCACCCUGCUCGGCGGUGACCCGACGGCUCUGCGCUGCCGUCCAGCGCGACACAUUGCGCGUGGUCCUGGACCAGAGGGAGAACUCCCGCUGCUCCAUCGGUGCCUUCGACCUCAUAUACAAAGAGGCAGUCGUGCCCGUGCCUCCCUGCCUGGGGCUGAAGCUGGUGGUGGAAGGCUACUCGCUAAUGAAGCCCCAGCUUCAAGAGCAACAACCCCAGGCCAAACUCCCCAACAUCUCGCCUCUUGUCCGCCCGGUGAUGCCCAAGACACCUGUGGUGCCCAAGUCACCUGUGGUGCCGCCUAUGGACACCAAGCCUCCUAUAGUCACCAAGCCACCUAUAGAGCCCAAGCCUCCUGCGGUGCCUAAGCUUCCAGUGGUCUCCAGACCACUUACAGACACCAAGCUUCCUGUGAUGCCCAGGCCCCCUGUGGUGCCCAAGCCACUUAGGGACACCAAACAUCCUAUGGUCACCAAGCCCCCUGUAGAGCCCAAACCUCCUGUGGUGCCCAGGCCUCCAGUGGUCUCCAGGCCACUUAUAGUCGCCAAGCCUCCUCUGGUCACCAACCCCCCUAUAGAGCCCAGGCCUCCAGUGGUGCCCAGGCCACCUGUGAUGUCCAAGUGGGGCAGAACCACUCAGCUCCCACAGGCUGGAGGAGCAGCACAGGUCGAGCCAGCUCCCCCAGGACAAUCGCGCUUCUCCUCCUCCGGCUCUGUCCCCCAGGCACCACCACAGCCAAACCUCCUGUUCCGGUGGGCCCAGAUCUCUCUGCCCCAGCUUGAGGCCAGUACCCUGGCCAGGGCACCCGCUCCACCGGCCACAGGCCCACCAACAACCCUGCCUGCACACCCUGGGCAGCAGAGCCAUGCUGCAGGCAGGGGACACGCAGCAGCGUCCGGGGGCAGGAGGAAGAGCUGCAACGAUAAGGCAUGA
Molecule: messenger RNA, 2862 nt
Organism: Strigops habroptila (Kakapo)
Lineage: Eukaryota; Metazoa; Chordata; Aves; Psittaciformes; Psittacidae
Product: tubulin monoglycylase TTLL3-like
Biological process (GO): protein polyglycylation; cilium movement; cilium assembly
Cellular component (GO): cilium
Molecular function (GO): protein-glycine ligase activity, initiating
Source: RefSeq, a predicted model, not a curated record